Messenger RNA from Clunio marinus, 1010 nucleotides. The record is from the annotation of a GenBank genome assembly. Lineage: Eukaryota; Metazoa; Arthropoda; Insecta; Diptera; Chironomidae.
CAGCGCCACCUGUAUAUGCUAAAAUAUAUGCAAUUCGCGAAGAAAAUAAAUCGACUUGAAAAACUGAAUUUUAAAACAAUUUCUGCUACAUUAAACUGUGAUAUAAUUAAAUUUUUGUAUAGAACUCUUUACAAAGUACACACAAAAUGUCCACAAAAUAUGAUGCACUGAAACCGUACGAGAGCGAUUCAGAUGACGAGGAUUACAACGUUGAUUUUGAUGAAUCAAAGCUGCCACCCAUUGAAAUUCCACCAGGCGAUCACAAACUCCAAUCGUGCUAUAACCUUUGGUAUGCCCGAAAGGGAAGUCACAGGGCUUCUGAGUACGGAAAGUCUCUCCACUUCAUCGGAAGAUGUGCCACGGUCGAGCAAUGGUGGAGUCUUUACUGCCAUCUAUUACGGCCAACAGAACUAAAGCCUUAUCGUAAAUUGCAUCUCUUUAAGAGCGGCAUUAAACCUAUGUGGGAAGAUCCUGAAAACAUUAAAGGUGGAAAAUGGAUUUUGAGAUUGAGGAAGAAUAAAGUUAAUCGAGCUUGGGAAAACGUCUGUAUGGCAAUGUUAGGUGAGCAGUUUCUCGUCGGUCCGGAAAUUUGUGGCAUUGUACUUUCGACUCAGUACCCUGAAGACUUGUUGUCAGUUUGGAAUCGAACAGCAACGGACGUCGGAAGUACAAAUCGAAUCAGGGAUGUACUAAAAAGAAUUCUUAAUCUGCCUGCAAACUUUCCGAUUGAGUACAAGCCUCAUUCGGACUCACUCAAGGCAACGAAAGUAUUGAUGAGCAAAUCUCAGAAUCUACCGAAGGAGGAUUAAAUAAAUAACUACACAACAGUGAAAGCCAAAUUGGACUCAUUCGGAUUCCUCCAUUUUAAAAUUUAUGUUUUUUCGUCCUCUUUAAAAGAAACGUUUCAAUUUUUUUUUUAAUUUAUGGACCGAUUUUGCAAAAGAAAGAGAAAAAGGAAGGAAUUUCAAUUAUCUUCGCAAUAAAACAAGACGCGUUGAAAGAAAAAUGAA